Molecule: messenger RNA, 6378 nt
Organism: Macrosteles quadrilineatus (aster leafhopper)
Lineage: Eukaryota; Metazoa; Arthropoda; Insecta; Hemiptera; Cicadellidae
Product: ephrin type-B receptor 1-B-like
Exons: 20
Coding region: 775-3813 (1012 amino acids)
Biological process (GO): cell surface receptor protein tyrosine kinase signaling pathway; axon guidance; protein phosphorylation
Cellular component (GO): neuron projection; plasma membrane
Molecular function (GO): protein binding; ATP binding; transmembrane-ephrin receptor activity
Source: RefSeq, a predicted model, not a curated record
ACUUGUUUUUCACCUGACAGAACAAGUGCACCGUUUAGUGUCGCGGUAAAUAAAAGUGUUUAUAUUAGUGCGUUUACUAGAAACAUUCAGUUCGACGACCACUGUUCCACCUACCGCGUUUCAAACGUGCUGCAAAGUGUUCGAAUCGAUAUCAACAAAGAAUGCGUUGUGUGUAUUAGUGUGAAAUGGAUAUCUGUCCGGUUUUACUAUUGACCUAUAGUUUUUACAUGGUAAUACGUUUAUUUUAGGCUAACUAAUUAAUUUUUUCUACGUUUUGAAAACUGGACCUGCAUAGGCCUACUCCGUAUAGAGUAGAUCGGUACAUUAUGGUAAGCUAAUAUUGACCUAAACCAGUGUCAUAAGCCUUGUAAAAUCAUCAAUUCAUCUACAAAUAGGGCAAAAUCACCAAUUCAUCUACAAAUAGGUUAAUAAAUUUUGUAAAUUUACAAACAAGUGUACGAUUCUGUGAUCAAGUAACUAUCGAUAUUGCACGGAUAACAAAUUGUCCACAACCAGGUGGGAUUUAGUGAGAAGAAGCUCCCAAAGGUUAAAACAAUCCAAAUAAAGCGAUAUAAUAGUGAAGUGUGCUGGAGCCGUCCAAACCGGUUCCACAGCCUCUAGUCGUUGAACCCCAUUAGAUAAGUACAAACCGAUCUUCGUGAUAGUGCAGUGAUUGUGAAGUGAUUUUGUUUAUCUUCUAAAACGCCAGGUUGCAGGGAUCCCACAUUGCUGUUUUUAAAGGAUGCUCGGGGGCUGAGCCGUGGAGGGCGGACCAUGGGCCUCGUGCUCGUCCUAAUGCUGGCCGGGGUCUCCGUCGUCGCCGCCGAGCAAGUCGUGUUGCUGGACACGGCCACGGAGCCCACGCUGGAAUGGACACGUUAUCCCUUCGGUCCUGCCGCUACAACGCCUGGGUGGGUGGAGGAGAGCUACACCAACUUCGAGAAGGGCAUCAACUGGAGAUCCUACGUGGUCUGUGACGUGGCCUACAACAACGUCAACAACUGGCUGUGGACGCCCUUCGUCGAGAGAGGCGCAGCUAACCGCAUCUACAUAGAGAUCAAGUUCACCAUCCGGGACUGCUCGUUGUUCCCGGGCAACGCGCUCUCCUGCAAGGAGACGUUCUCGUUGUUGUACUACGAGUUCGACGCGGCGACGAGGGAACCUCCUCCCUGGGAGCCGGAGAGCUACAAACUCAUAGGUCGCAUUGCUGCUGGGGAGGGAAGGUUCAACACGGCCACAGACAAUAUCAUCAACACUGAGACCAAGUCCAUCCCUGUCAACAAGAAGGGGGUCUACUUCGCCUUCAGGGACCAAGGCGCCUGCAUAUCCCUUCUGGCCAUCAAGGUGUACUACAUCACGUGUCCCGAGGUGACCAUCAACUUUGCACAUUUUCCGUCCACACCAACCGGUCGAGAAGUCACCCUCAUAGAGCAAACUACAGGAACGUGUGUUGAUAAUGCGGAGGUUAUCGACACGCCCACCUACCUGUGCAAAGGAGAUGGGAAGUGGUCUCUUCCUACCGGAGGCUGCAAAUGCAAGGCAGGGUUUGAACCGGACUUUGAGAAGCAAACGUGUAAUGUUUGUCCCCCUGGCAAGUACAAGCACAAGACUGGAGAUGAACACUGUCAGCCGUGUCCGGCCCACAGUAAAGCCUCGGACUACGGUCUGGCCGAGUGUAGAUGCAACUCCGGGUACUACCGAUCACCCAAGGACCCCAAGAGCUCUCCGUGCACCCAGCCACCGUCAGCGCCACAGAACUUGACGGUGAACUUUGUCGACCAGUCUACGGUGAUUCUGUCAUGGACUUCUCCUAGUUUCCUCGGAGGUCGCUCAGACACGGUGUACAGAGUCGAGUGUGAUGCCUGCGGUCCUAGUGUCAUCUACUCUCCAACUACAGAUAUAUUCAAUGACACCAAGAUAACAAUAUCGGGACUGAGCCCUGUGACGACGUAUCGGUUCCAAGUUUUCUCCGCCAACGGUGUGAGUGACAUGACCAAUGAGCCAGGAGAGUACGUGGACAUCACAGUUACGACGGAAGCCUCAGUCAUGUCCGCGACUGUUAACAAUGUCAGAACUACAUCCGUCAAGGCUUCUGAGAUUACACUUACGUGGGACCCUCCGUUCACACCUGACUCUGACAUGGACUCUCCGGACCACGUGGAGAUGUAUGAGGUGCGAUGUUUCUCACGACAUGAGGAGAUCAACGCCACCAGCAAGAUGACGACAGAGAACCGCAUCUCAUUCACCGGACUGAGGCAACGGACGGAGUACGGCUUCCAAGUGAGAGCCAAGACAACUCACGGCUGGGGAGACUUUAGUCCAACUGUCUUCAAAACAACGGGUCAAGUUUUGGGCACAGCUUACAUCGGAGAUGAAGAUAACAUGCAAGUUAGAAUCAUCGCAGGAGCCACUGUAGCCGUCGUUGUCCUCUUGGUCAUCAUAAUCAUCAUGGCAGUGCUCUUCUUGAGAAGUCGAACCAAUGAUGAAUGCAACAAGAAGCAACCUAGUGAUUGUGACACUUUAGAAUAUCGAAACGGAGAAGUGCACUGCAGUCUGGAUAGCCCACCCAUAGUACCCACCCAUACGAGCAGCAUGACGACACCACUCUUUACCCAAGUCGGGGCUACAAACUCCCGGACGUACAUCGAUCCUCACACUUAUGAAGACCCGAACCAGGCUGUACGGGAGUUUGCAAGAGAGAUCGACGCCUCCUAUAUCACCAUUGAAGCUAUUAUUGGUGGUGGAGAGUUCGGUGAUGUAUGCCGAGGUAAACUCAAGCUGCCGCCUGACGGUCGAACAGAAAUCGAUGUUGCAAUAAAAACUCUCAAGCCUGGCUCGGCGGACAAAGCUCGCAAUGACUUCCUGACGGAAGCUUCCAUCAUGGGACAGUUCGAGCAUCCCAACGUCAUCUUCCUGCAGGGAGUCGUCACCAAGAGCAACCCUGUGAUGAUCAUCACGGAGUACAUGGAAAACGGCUCCUUGGACACGUUCCUCAGGGCUAACGAUGGCAAGUUCCAAGUGCUACAGUUGGUAGGGAUGCUGCGAGGAAUUGCGUCAGGGAUGCAAUAUCUCUCGGAGAUGAACUACGUCCAUAGAGACUUGGCGGCCAGAAACGUCCUGGUCAAUGCCCAACUAGUCUGUAAAAUAGCUGAUUUCGGAUUAAGUAGAGAAAUAGAAAGUACUACGGAAGGAGCCUACACGACAAGAGGAGGCAAAAUCCCUGUCAGAUGGACGGCUCCCGAAGCAAUCGCUUUCCGGAAGUUCACAUCUGCCUCGGACGUUUGGUCGUUUGGUAUUGUUUGUUGGGAGGUGAUGUCCUACGGAGAACGACCUUACUGGAAUUGGAGCAAUCAAGAUGUCAUCAAAUCUAUUGAGAAGGGUUAUAGGUUACCAGCACCUAUGGAUUGUCCAGAAGCUAUUUACCAGCUGAUGUUGGACAGCUGGCAGAAAGAGAGAACACAUCGGCCCAGCUUUGCGUCUAUAGUGAAGACAUUGGACAAGCUGAUACGGUGUCCGGAUACGUUGCGCAAGAUCGCUCAAAACAGGACGGCCAACCCGCUAGCACCAGACGCGCCGGACAUGACUCAGUUCACAUCAGUCAGUGAUUGGCUCACGUCUAUCAAGAUGGCGCGUUACCUCGAGAACUUUGAGCGCGCCGGGAUCACGAGUAUGGAGGCAGUGGUGCAGUUGACUGUGCAGGAACUAACUGCGCUUGGGAUCACGCUGGUCGGUCAUCAGAAGAAGAUAAUGAACAGCGUGCAAGCCAUGCGCGCACAGAUAUCCGCCAAUCUCUCGGAGGGAUUCCUCGUCUAGUCAACGGCGCCGCACCUACGUGGUGCGGUCCGUCACUCCCUCUACAACGACAUUUACGACUUGUAAAGACUGUUAAACAGUGAUUGUGUACGUGAACAUUCCAUGACGGAAGAGCAUUCCAUGUAAUGUAAUCGGAGCUCUUUAUAUUCGAGGUUUUAUGAAUGUGUACUGUGAUAAAGAUUCUGUAUAUUUUUUGUACAUUCGGCAGUACUUAACGGAAUUUUGUUUACUCUACGGCGUUUUGUGAUGUAAUUUAAUUUGUGUGAAACGACUUUGUUAAAUUUAUAAAUAUAUAAAUACGGUGUAUAUUAUAAACGAUUUUUUAUUGUGUUUUAGAAAAAUUGUAUAGAGCGAAAAUGAUUCCGUUUAGGAAGUGUAAUUACUUGUUAGUUUAGAUUAACUCGAUCAUUGGAUGUGUACGAUGUUUUAAUACCGAAAGCAAUAACGUUUUGUAAUGUAAGUCGUAUGAUUUAAAACCUUAUUUAUUUGUAGACACUGUGUAAUCGAGCCAUUAAAAUUGAUUAACCCCUAUCUAAACCAGUACUUAACUUUGUAUAGGUAUUUUUAUACUUUAAUUUAUACUUUUUUAUUAAUUAUAGUCUGGAAAAUGUUUUAGUUGGAUCGACAAUGGUUAAAGUUACUAGAAACAUUGCCAUCAUUAAGUCUGAGUAUUAGUAUUUAGUGACAUUUUUAUUUUGAACCAAUGUUUUUUGUUCUGUUUUGAAAUUUAUGUUAUAUGAGCCACUACUGUAUUCUACUUUAUAAAAAUGUUUAAUAUGACUUUAAUAUUUCCUUUGGUAUCCUUAAUAAUUUUCAAAAUGAAUAGUCAAUGAUAAUUUUAAUUGUAUUCAAGCAUACUUUUGGAAGUAAAAAAGUUAGCUAUGAAAUCUAAGUUUAAUUUAAGUUAAAGCUAAGCAAAAAACCCCACAACCUUCUCAAACAUGUGUAUUCUUAUUCAAUUGGAAUUAAUCCUAUAAAAAAACUUGUAUGAUGUUAAAAAGGUGUUUUUGUGAUUUGACUGUAAAAACUAAAUGUGUGCAUACUUUUUAAAGGCUAGACAAUUUGUAAAUAAAUUAAUAACCUCGUUUCAGAUUUCAUAACCAAUUUCCAAAAUGUUCUCAGUACUGUUGCCUAAGCAGGGUUGGUUUAUGUUACUUACUUGAUUCUCAGAGAGAAUGUAUAGUUUGUGGUACAACAUGUUUAUAAGGAAAUCUAAACAAUAAUUCACAAAUUAAGUAUUUUAUUUAAAACAUUAUUGAGUCAACUUUAAAUUUGCCAUUUACAAUUCCAAAUUUCCCUUCAAAAAAUUUUGUUAAUAGUCACAAAAAAAAUUAAAAAAUAACUUAUAAUUUUUUUUACACUGGCAUAAAAAUCUUAACUUUUUAAAUGUUGGAUAACUUGCUUCCCAAGUAUAUUCGUACAUUAAGAAGAUUAUUUAUUAAAUUAUAAUUAUAUAAAACUUUAUUUUAUAUCUAAAUAUUAGCAAUUAUCAAAUCAGUAUGGGAAAAAUAUUUAUUGAAUUUUUUUACUACUACAACUUGAAUACCUAUAUCCAAUGUCUUACUAUCCAACAUUAAUUUGUGGUGAGUCGGUCACUCAGUUGGGCCCGAGGCAGCGAUGUUGUGGGUUCGGAUCCUGAUACCUGCCACUACUUUUUAUCAGUACAAUUUGCUCUUGUACCGGCUUGCCCCUUGCUUUGCUGGAUACAUUCCAUGCACAGGCCUGUUCGGCCCAUGUGAACGGGCAAAUUCAAGGUUAAAGAGGCACCCAACUUCUAAUUUUUUUUUUUUUUUUUAAUUAAAUGUUUAGACUAUUACAAGGCACCUUACAAUAAAGUUGUACCACAAAUAUAUUUAGCUGUUAAUAUUUUACCUAUUUAUAUCACUGCCUUACUUUCUCAUAAAAUGGCUGGAAGUAUUGCACAAACAUGGUUGAAGACUGUAUUCUGUGGCUCCUGUCACUCUUAACUGCCAUUAAGCUGGAUAAAACAUGUCAUGAUUAAUUUGUACGAAUCAAAAGAGAUAUUUUAAGACUGGAGAAAGUUUUGUUUCCUUGCUCAUGCUUUUGUAGUUUGUUAAUUUUUGAAAGUACACUGAAUAGCUUUGUUCGUCUCAUCUUACGGUUCCUCGAAGCUGAUUCACCGCCACUGAUUCGAGUAAGUCUGACUCUAUGUCCCAGAAAUUCCUCACUAAAUACCAAUCUCAUUUAAAGUACUGCUUCCAUUUUGUACAAGCAUCUCAGACUAAUACAUGUAUAAGCUAAGAAAGUAUAGUUAUUUUUUACAACAUAUACUACCCGUGUACAUUGGAAAUAUUGUAUAUAUAUUUAUAUAUAUCCUUCCCACGAAUGUUAUACGCCAGUUUUGUUUUGACUCACUCAGUUUGUGUGCCCGCCUUAGUUCCACGUUUGUUUUAACGCUGCCGACUUUAGUCAUGUAACGCAAUGUAUGUUAAGCAUCAUUAUUUCUUGUAUGUAAAAGACUUUGUAUAGACAUUAUUAUAUAUUGAUCCUUGUUUUUAUUUCUUUUGUAAAUUUUCAUUAUAAGAAGAUAAGAAAAUAAAUGAC